Bipolaris zeicola 26-R-13 is the source of this 732-nucleotide messenger RNA. RefSeq lists its product as uncharacterized. Bases 1 to 732 code for a protein of 243 amino acids. NCBI's taxonomy places the organism in Eukaryota, Fungi, Ascomycota, Dothideomycetes, Pleosporales, Pleosporaceae. The record is from RefSeq and is a predicted model, not a curated record. The transcript is spliced from 2 exons.
AUGAACGCCGAGGCAUACCUGCGCAAGCAGGGCUGGCAAGGCUCCGGCCACUCUCUCGACACGACCGGGCGCGGUAUCAAGAAGCCGCUUCUUAUUGCGCACAAGAAUGACCAAUUAGGACUUGGCAAGAAGAAGGCGGCGCAUACAACAGACGACCAGUGGUGGAUGCGAGCGUUUGACCAGAGCCUGCAAAGCAUCGGAACUGGCAAAGAUAGCACACUCGACCAGAUCCGCACCAAGGGCAUCAACCGAGGUGGUCUGUACGGUUUCUUUGUCAAGGGUGAACAAAUAGAGGGCACCAUUGAAGACACAUCCACAAUUAUUACUGAAGCCUCGAAUCCCUCAUCCGGCACCAGCACGCCCCCGACCUCUGCCUCUGACAGCGAAGCGCCCUCAAAGACAUCAGAUAAGAAGAAUAAGCGCAAGCGGGAAGAGAAGGAUGCAUCCGAGAGCAGGAAGAGCAAGAAGUCCAAAGAUUCGUCUGAAAAGGCUUCAAAGACAAAAUCAAGCGACAAUAGUCAAUACGUCGUAGCCAAAAAGCUUGCAAAGCUAAAACCCGCCGAGAAAGCAGAGUAUGAGACUCGCGCUGCUGAAAAGGGCCAGACACUCGAGCAAUACGUCCUUCGUCGGAUACAGAAGAAAGCUGAAAAGGAUACGACAAAGGCGAAGAAAGAAGACAAAACGGACAAGAAGAAACAGAAGACAAGUGACAAGGUGCGCGCAAAGCAGUAG